AUGGGUUGGCACUUGCAGAGGUAUAUAGCGAAGGCGGGUAGAGCAGUGAACCCGGUGGUAUGGCACCGUGCGUGGAAGCAGAGCGAAGGCAAGCAAUUCAACGACGUUGCGUCGAAGCUGGCCCGUGAUUUCAACAACGAAGUCGCUCAAGUAGCACGGGUAUCGCAAUACAGGUAUUGGUGGUGGGCCAACCCUCUAGGAGCUGGACUUGUAUGUUACGGCAUAUACAAAUUCUGGUAUAUGUCAUACAUGGCACACAAGCAACGAACAGUAGCACAAGUUGUAGCUGGAGCAUAUGGACAAGGUGGACAAUGGCUUAACCCAGUACCAAAGUAA
Messenger RNA from Babesia sp. Xinjiang, 336 nucleotides. RefSeq lists its product as uncharacterized. NCBI's taxonomy places the organism in Eukaryota, Apicomplexa, Aconoidasida, Piroplasmida, Babesiidae. The record is from RefSeq and is a predicted model, not a curated record. The transcript has 2 exons. Bases 1 to 336 code for a protein of 111 amino acids.